Molecule: messenger RNA, 1725 nt
Organism: Bombyx mori (domestic silkworm)
Lineage: Eukaryota; Metazoa; Arthropoda; Insecta; Lepidoptera; Bombycidae
Exons: 2
Coding region: 1-1725 (574 amino acids)
Molecular function (GO): catalytic activity
Source: RefSeq, a predicted model, not a curated record
AUGGGCUGCCACAUAGAAGAGUAUUCAGACUAUGUUUUCUGCUAUAUAGGAGAAACAAAGGGAUUGUAUGGAGUCGGAUUUUUAAUAAAAAAGGCAUGGAAAAACAAUAUAACUAACUUCACUGGCAUUUCGGAGAGAGUAGCGCUACUUCAAAUGAAUUUUGGCGGACUAGACAUUUCUAUAAUUCAGGCAUACGCACCCACGGAAAAAUCAGACGAUACAGAAAUACAAAAAUUCUACAAUGAUCUGAAAAAAGCUCACACACUAUCCAAUGAGAAAAUCAUAAUAUUAGGAGACUUCAAUGCAAAAAUAGGACAACCCAAAAAAGAAGAAAAAUUCGUCAUGGGACAGUACGGGCUAGGCCAAAGAAACGAAAGAGGCGAAAGACUGCUAGAAUAUGCAUUGGAAUAUAGACUAGCAAUAAUCAACACUUAUUUCAAAAAAAGACCAAGCAGAAGAUGGACUUGGAAGUCACCAGACGAAAAAGUUAAAAACGAAAUCGACUACAUCAUGACAAAUGUCCCAAAAAUAGUCCAAAAUUAUGAAGUUCUCAGCAACGUAAAGUUUCAAACAGACCAUAGACUACUUAGAGCAACAGUUAUAUUGAGUCAAGUGAAAAAAAAUAGAAAAAGCUUUAAACCACCACCAAAAAUCCCAAAAAAUGAAGAAGAAACAAGAUACUACAUAGACAGCCUCAAAUCGAACAUCGAUACCAAACUAGCAGAUACCAGAAACAUUCAAUCUUACUAUGAUGCGCUAGAAAAAGCUAUAACAAAAAGUUUAACUAGCAAAAACAAUACAAAAAAAGAAAAACGACACAAAAUAUUUAGCGAAGAAACACUAGCCUUAAUUAACAAACGCAGUGAAUUAACUCUAAGAAAGAAUAAAGAUGCUGAUACAAAGAAAGAACUAAGCAAAUUAUAUAAGGAAACUAGCAAAGCGAUUAAAAGAGACUAUAGUAAGCACAGGCAAAGAAUAAUAACAGAAAAUUUAAAUGAAUUCCGAAGCACAAAGAGAGCAUUUAAAGAAUUGAACUUAAGAAAAACUUGGAUACAAAAAUUAGAAGGCCAACAUAAAGAAAUUACAACAAGACAAGAAAUCGUACAGCAGGCAACUUCUUUCUACCAAGAAUUAUACAAAAACAAAAAUAAAACCAUCAAGGAAGCCAACGAUUCACACAACUGUUAUAACACGGAAACAAUUAGACCUAUAGAAGAAAAAGAUACAUACGCCCAGCUGAAGCAUCUAAAAUCAGAUAAAAGUCCUGGUCCCGACGCAAUAACCAAUGAAGCUCUGAAAAUAGGCGCACCAGUUUUACUUAAGCCUCUCACAGAAUUAUUCAAUCUCAUACUAGAAGCUGAAAUCAUACCAAUCCAAUGGUGCACGUCGGACAUCAUAUUACUAUAUAAAAAAGGAAACCCCCUCGAUAUCAACAACUAUAGACCAAUUAGCUUACUGGCAAAUAUAUACAAAAUCUUCUCAUCUAUAAUUCUUAAACGCAUAACACAAGAGAUUGAAAAGGCACAACCAAUAGAACAAGCUGGAUUUCGUUCUGGGUUUAGUACACUAGACCAUAUAAAGGCACUAGAACAAGUUAUAGAAAAAUACGAAGAGUUUAAUAAGCCACUCUAUCUAGGAAAAGACUGGCAAACGAUCGGCAAGGACAGAGAUCAGUGGAAAGGACUGGAGGAGGCCUUCACCCGAGGAGGGGUCCAUAUCCAAUAA